This is a messenger RNA of Caenorhabditis sp. 36 PRJEB53466, 5316 nucleotides long. NCBI's taxonomy places the organism in Eukaryota, Metazoa, Nematoda, Chromadorea, Rhabditida, Rhabditidae. The record is from the annotation of a GenBank genome assembly.
AUGGCGAUGACCGUAUCAAACGAAUGUCCAGACCUGGAGAAGGAAGCGAAUCAGCAGCCACAGGAGGGCAACCGUCAGACGGAAGCAGAUGCCGAAUCGCGCGACUCAAAUGACAGCGGCAACGAGCUCUCGAUGGGCGGCAGCAGCAGUGAAGGUGAGCAGCAGCACCCAUUGUCCGCGCACUUCGGAUUACCCUUUCUGUCUGCAAAUAGCUUGCUAACGGCCAAAAUAUUGUCUACUUAGUUUUUUCUUAAGAAUUAUACUUUUGUUCUCAAAGAAAUUGUCUCGAAAAACAAUAGUUCUUUUUACCAAGGUCUGUUUGUUUCAGGGGACUCGAUGUCUCAACAUCGCAUCGACCACUCGAAUCAACAGGACAGCUUGCUCGGACCAAUUCCACAAAGCUCCGGAACCAGUGCCUUCCAGACAUUCUCCGGACCGGAUCUAUCUCCGCCUUACAAGGCAAUCGCUGGCUCGCUGUUCGACACUCCGCCGUCGAUGCUCCAAUCGCCGCAGCAGUUCCACGCCUUCUCGCCGUGUGGAUUCGGGAUUGGAGGCCAACAGGACUCAUUCCGAUGCGCCGUUUGUUUCAAGAACUCGCGUCUCGGAGUCUUGCAGUUCGUCUGUGCACACAAGUGAGUGCAUCUACCUGAAAAUAAACUCUCAUUUAUGAAUUUCAGAACUUGUCAGUCCUGCUGCCAGAGAACUCCCUCCAACUUCGACCAGCGAACUGGUACAGUAGCCCGGGAAAUAUCAUCACUGACCUGUUCAUUUUCAGCAUGCAGUAUUUGUGGAUCGGGAUCAGCUACUGCCGCCAACUUCCCGCCUCAGAUGUUCCUGUCGCCAACUCUGACGACUCCACCGCACGGAGGAUUGUUGCUGGACACGGCGAACAGAUCGGUCAAUGGUAAGAAUGAAUUCGUCGUCACAGAUUACUUCUCAUUUCCAGCCACACCACAACACCCGGCUCGUGCCUUCUCCUUCUCACUUGGUGGAAUGCCUGGAUCACCGUCGCCAGGGAUUCCUCGCAUGUCGACUCCUACCUCGACAAGUCUUGCAUUGCGUCAGUUCCCGCAGCUGGGACUCGGUGAUCUGGAUAGUUCUCCGCCUCCAAUGUGGUCCCCGUUACAACCGCCUCCGAAUCUUUCCAUCAAAGGAUUGGCCAGUCUCAACCCGCACUCUCCAAUGAUCCCGGCUUUCGACUCGUUGACUGUGGUCAGUUUCUUCCCGUUUUUCGUAAUAAAAACGACGCGUGUGUUUUUGUUUUGAUCGUAGUUUCUAAAACCUACUAAGUGGCUCUCAUCAGAAUAAAUUGGCUCUCAUAAAAUUCCUACACUUUCCAGAACGACGACACUCCGGUGUUUUCUCCACUGUCUCCAACAAACACGUCUACGAUCAUGCCACCGUCUCUAAUGGCUAAUCAGGAGCCGCCAAAGCAUUCUGCCACCAUUGCUCCGCCCCGCACGUCGCUCUCCUUGACUCCACGUCAUCCGCUGCCCACCACUCAAUCGUCGACCAUGAUGAAUUCGCCGGUUCUUAUGACGACGACGCCGCCGCAGCAGUUUUCUGUGCCACCGCCGUCGCAGCCGCUCGCUCCGAUUCAGUGCCAGGGAUGCGACGCUAACAUGUAAGUCUCGCCCGUUCUCUUUCCGCUCCAGAGAUGGGCGCCGAUUGGCGUCGCGACGACAACUUUCGAAUCAAAAGUUGCAUGUCCGCAAUUUUGCGUGAGGUGCACCCGCGUUAAAUGUUCACACUUGAUUGCGUACUGUAACUUUUCCCUCGAAAAUUUCGAGGGAAUAGUUGCAUUCGACCACACCGCGCCCAUCUCUGUUCCGCUCUCGCAUUAUAAUCGCGUGCCCGGCACUCGGAACGCUAGCCGACCCUUCUCAAUUUCCAUAUUGCAGGUCGUACGCCUUUUGCAUCCAGUGCCAGGAGGCUCUGUGUGCUCAUUGCGUGCAGGCACAUCAACGAGUUCGGGCCACGAAGACACACGGAUUCGUGGAGCUCAAUCAGCUGGUCGCCAACUUGGUGAGUACCUUUUUCGCCGCGGCAAUUAUUCUGCGGGGAGACGGACGAAAGAAUAGCUGCACAUUUUUCAUGAGCAUCAUGUGAACGGAGAUCCCGCAUCCGUCAUUUCCGUUUUUGUCUCGCAUCACUGCUCCGGGGAGUCAAUCCGGAUUGAACAUUGUACACAUUUCAAAUGGAACGACAGCUCUUCUGUUCUCCUUUUUCUUUUUCAAUCAGGCGUACUAUUCACUUGUCGCCGGCUCUUUUCUCUCCGUUUCUAAUAGUGUAACGUGCUUGUAGCAAAACGCUGCUUUUAUCAUUCGCUAUCAGUGAGAAGUCUUAAAUUAAGUUAGAAAAACAAACCGGUUUCUCUCUCCCACACUAUUUUCGCAUGGCAACAGUUUCCUACUUCUCGGCACGUGCCCUUCUUUUUCGCCGUUCGCUUUCCCGUCUCCAUAAUUCACUGCAGCCGACGGACCUAUUGAGGCCUUUGGCAAGAGGUGUCCAGCUUUCCCUUCCCCCAGUUUGCGCACUGCGAGAGCAGCACUAUAGUGCGUGUGUGCUCCAAAAGCCAGAUAUAUAGACGGGUCUUCUGAUGAUGCAUCCAUUUGUUACCCCAUUAUUUCUUGCCUUUUCUUUCUUGAAAACGACAAUGAGAUGAUUGCCUUCCAACUACAUUUGCAUAAUAUUCAGAUGAGCCGCGCUCAAGCUCAGCAGUCGCAGUUCUUCCCGGAAGGAGCAUCUCGACAAGCUCUCGGAUCCGCUGGAAGCGCAGAUGGUAAACCGUCGAAUCUAUGAGAGCAACCUUCAACUCCUUAGUCUUAUUUGCAGGACAUGCUUCUGGAUUGGAGAACGAGUCGGUGAGCGGAGAUUCUUCGCCUCGGUCCUCUUCGGUCUGCAGUGCUCACGAGUCCCCGAUCGUCGGAAUCUGCGAGCAUUGUCCGCAGACGGUCUCGUUGUGCGCGAUCUGUGUAGCUCAACAUCCGAGCAAACACCGUGUUCAGCCAGUCGGAGACAUUCGGAUUGCCGUCGGAGAACUGGCAAACGAGAGCCAGUUGCUGCAAUGGCAAUGCGAGAAGACGGGAGAAACGAUCAAGAGAAUAAUCGAGGGAAUUGUCGCCAACGCAACGGUAUUCUACAGAACUAGUAGAAAGAAAGAGUUAGUAUUUCUGUUCAGACUGCCGAAAACGAAAUCCUAACUGCUUUCGAUUCACACGCGACUGCUCUGGAAGAGAGACGCAAGGAACUACUCAAAAGGUAUAGCAGAUAUGGAAGACGUUGAAAAAUUAAUUGAUUUACAGAGUGGAAACUGUCAAAAGUCUGAAGCUGUCGGUGCUGAUUUCGCAGGCGGAUAAUUUGAAAUCAAAGCAAUUCGAUCUUCAAGAAGCCGUGCAGACUGCCAAAUCGUCGCUGGAGAACAGCGAUAUCGACGAAUCGGUGCUCCGUCAAGUGUUCGAGCAGCUCGCUUCGUGCCAGAUGUGCGGAAGCUCGAGCAACAGAUCAGUCGAGACGAACAACAACAUGCUCAAUGUUCUGAUGCUCGCGUGUCAGGUGAACGAAGACGAUCGGCUCAAGUUCAUUGCUCCACAGGACGGAACACUUUUGAACAAAGUGCGUCAGUUCGGAAGCAUCGAAAGUGGACCGUGUGCCAAGAACAGUUCGAUCGUCGGCGAUUCGUUCAAGAAGUAACCGUUUUCUUAUAUGCUUCUCCUUAUCUCUCACUUUUCAGGGCAAUUCGGGAACGUCAGACAGUCGUCUACGUGCAACUUCGUGAUGCUUGCGGAGAUCUUCUGUCCUCUUCGAUCGCAGCCACUCAACCGACUUCUGGAGCACUUCUGCCACAUCAAGUUCCUCAUUCUCAUUUGGAACAGGCAAUCCCAACAGCUGAUGUGCAGGCAUUUGUGAUCUCUCCGAACGGAACACCAUUGGAAGUCGGAAUGCAGUGAGUGAACUUAGGAACGUUCUCCUCGGAGAAAAAGGGAAUGAAAAAAAGGGGUGUCGCCGAUUCGAAUCGAAACCGCGCCGCCCUCUUUUCACAAGCCACCCGCGCUGUUUUGUUGCCUUUUUGGCGCCUUUUUUCUCUGAGUCAUGGAAAUCAUGUUUUCUUACAGACCUCGUGAGAACGGCAUCGUCGCCUUUACCUACUUCCCAUCCUCCGAAGGAUCCUACAUUCUGAACGUUCUCGUCAAAGGAACUCCGAUCAGUGGAUGUCCGACGACGAUGGAAGUUCGACGCGGAAGGAAUUACGAUGAAAUCGCCGCAAAAGGACCCAUAAUGACGUUCGGAAAGGAAGGAAGUGGCGAUGGAGAACUGUGUCGUCCGUGGGGAAUCUGCGUCGACCAGAGGGGCCGUGUACUCGUCGCCGAUCGCAGUAACAACCGUAUCCAGAUAUUCGACAAGGACGGAAACUUCCUCGCAAAGUUCGGAUCCAGUGGAAACCGUCCCGGAUUGUUCGAUCGCCCCGCCGGAAUCACCACGAACACACAGAACAACAUAAUCGUAGCUGACAAGGACAACCACCGUAUCCAGGUGUUCGACGAAAACGGAAUGUUCCUUCUCAAGUUUGGAGAUCGUGGAAGAGCCGUCGGAUACUUCAACUAUCCGUGGGGAGUCGCCACUAACUCACACAAUGCGAUCGCCGUUUCGGACACUCGCAACCACCGCGUGCAGAUCUUCACUCCUUCGGGACAGUUCGUCAGGAAGUGCGGAUUUGAUUCUGCCUACUUCUUCAAGAAUCUGGACUCGCCACGUGGACUCUGCUAUCUUCCGGACGGACAACUGCUCAUCACGUAAUAUUAUUCGUCCCAUUAAACCAACCGAAACUCCUUUUUCAGUGACUUCAACAACCACCGUCUCGCCGUGCUCUCACCACGCAACAUGUCUGAAAUGAAAGUGUACGGCAGUGAAGGAGACGCCGACGGAAUGUUCGUUCGUCCGCAAGGAGUCGUCAUCGACCCCGAAGGACAUAUUCUCGUCUGUGACUCCCGCAACAACCGCAUCCAAGUGUUCGCUUCCGACGACAUGCGAUUCAUCGGAUCGUUCGGACUUGGGCUCGAAAACGCCGGAUUCCAGAUGCCGACAGAACUGCCUGCUCCGUACUCGGUCAGUUUCCGAUCAAUUGUCCUCAGUUUCAUGGAGUUUUCUUUUCAGUCACUCAGCGGACCGUUCGGAGCGCCCGCAUUCUCUUCUACCCCAGCUCCUCUGACCCCGUCGCCGCGUCAACUGCUCGAUCGACCGACGGACCUCGCAGUGGGACCGGACGGUCGCAUCUACGUCGUCGACUUCGGCAACAACUGCAUUCGUGUCUUCUAG